Messenger RNA from Malania oleifera, 4322 nucleotides. RefSeq names its product extensin-2-like. Bases 323 to 3841 code for a protein of 1172 amino acids. NCBI's taxonomy places the organism in Eukaryota, Viridiplantae, Streptophyta, Magnoliopsida, Santalales, Ximeniaceae. Gene Ontology annotation, molecular function: structural constituent of cell wall. The record is from RefSeq and is a predicted model, not a curated record. The transcript is spliced from 3 exons. Gene Ontology annotation, biological process: plant-type cell wall organization.
GCUAGAAGCUGUUAGGGAAUCCUAAAAAUGAUUUGAACGUGGGAUAAAAUAUUCUCAUAAUCCAGCUAGCUGCAGAAAUGUUAACCCAUUACGCCAAUAUACAAGUUAAACAAAUUAUUAUAUUGAAUUGGUCUCUUAUGACAGCUCUCCUCCACUUUUCAGUAUAAAUAGUUGGGGUCCUGAACCCCCAGUCAUCAAUCCAACGAAACUCUUUGUCCUUUCUUCCCCAUCUCCAUCUCCAUCUUGGGAGGGGGGAAAAAAAAAAAGUGAGAAAGAAGCUGCCCUAUACAGUGGCCGCCGGGGCUCAGUUUUCCGGCAACUGAUGAGAAUCCGACACGGCAACGACCCCAACUGGGGUCGUGUUUGGCCGCAUGUGAUCGUGGCCGUGCUUGUUCUUUCUAGCAAUGUAGGUUCAGUCCUUGCUGAUUCUUAUAGUUAUUCCUCUCCUCCGCCGCCUUCUCCGUCACCGCCACCUCCUUAUGAGUACAAAUCCCCACCACCACCCUCUCCUUCUCCACCACCGCCCUAUGAGUAUCAGUCGCCACCGCCACCAUCACCUUUACCGUCGCCGACCUACGAGUACAAGUCACCUCCACCACCCUCUCCUUCUCCGCCACCACCUUAUGAGUACAAAUCGCCACCACCGCCAUCACCUUCUCCACCACCACCUUAUGAGUACAAAUCACCACCACCGCCAUCACCUUCUCCACCACCUCCUUAUGAGUACAAAUCACCACCCCCGCCUUCUCCAUCUCCACCGCCACCAUAUGAGUAUAAGUCGCCGCCGCCGCCGCAGUCACUGCCGCCUUAUGAGUACAAAUCACCACCGCCGCCCUCUCCAUCUCCACCACCACCUUACGAGUACAAGUCACCGCCGCCACCAUCACCAUCUCCGCCACCUCCUUACAAGUACAUAUCACCGCCACCACCAUCUCCAUCUCCACCACCACCGUAUGAGUAUAAAUCACCACCGCCGCCGUCGCACCCACUGCCCCCUUAUGAGUACAAAUCACCACCGCCACCUUACGAGUAUAAGUCACCGCCACCACCAUCACCGUCUCCGCCACCUCCUUACAAGUACAUAUCACCACCACCACCAUCUCCAUCUCCACCACCUCCCUACGUGUAUAAGUCACCACCACCACCACAUUCGCUGCCUCCAUACGAGUACAAAUCACCACCGCCACCAUCUCCAUCUCCACCACCUCCCUAUGAGUAUAAGUCGCCACCACCACCACCAAUACAUCCCCUACCACCUUACGAGUACAAAUCACCACCGCCGCCAUCACCUUCUCCGCCACCUCCUUACGAGUACAAAUCACCGCCACCACCAUCUCCAUCUCCACCACCACCGUAUGAGUAUAAAUCACCACCGCCACCGUCGCACCCACUGCCCCCUUAUGAGUACAAAUCACCACCGCCGCCCUCUCCAUCUCCACCACCACCUUACGAGUAUAAGUCUCCGCCGCCACCAUCACCGUCUCCGCCACCUCCUUACAAGUACAUAUCACCACCACCACCAUCUCCAUCUCCACCACCUCCCUACAUGUAUAAGUCACCACCACCACCACAUUCGCUGCCUCCAUACGAGUACAAAUCACCACCGCCCCCAUCUCCAUCUCCACCACCUCCCUAUGAGUAUAAGUCGCCACCACCACCACCAUUACAUCCCCUACCACCUUACGAGUACAAAUCACCACCGCCGCCAUCACCUUCUCCGCCACCUCCUUACGAGUACAAAUCACCGCCACCGCCAUCUCCAUCUCCACCACCACCUUACGUGUAUAAGUCACCACCGCCACCAUCACAUUCACCACCAUUGCCAUAUGUGUACAAAUCUCCGCCCCCACCUUAUGUCUACAAGUCACCACCUCCACCUUCGCCAUCACCACCACCGCCUUACUACUACAAAUCCCCACCACCACCUUCACCCUCGCCACCACACCCAUACUACUACAAAUCCCCACCACCACCUUCCCCGGUGCCACUGCCACCAUACUACUACAAAUCUCCACCACCGCCAUCACCGUAUUAUUACAAGUCUCCGCCACCUCCUUCGCACUCUCCAGCGCCCUACUACUACAAGUCUCCACCGCCUCCUUCGCACUCACCAGCGCCCUACUACUACAAGUCUCCACCGCCUCCUUCGCACUCUCCAGCGCCCUACUACUACAAGUCUCCACCGCCUCCUUCGCACUCACCAGCGCCCUACUACUACAAGUCUCCACCGCCUCCUUCGCACUCACCAGCGCCCUACUACUACAAGUCUCCACCGCCACCUCCGCCUCAUCCUCACCCCCACCACCACCCACUGAUAGUUAAGGUGGUCGGAAAAGUUUACUGCUACAGAUGCUACGAUUGGGAACACCCCAAGGAAUCACACGACAAGAAACACCUCAAAGGUGCUGUUGUGGAAGUGACGUGCGAGGCAGGUGAGAAGCAGAUCAAGGCAUAUGGAACAACAAAGAUCAACGGCAAAUACAGCAUUACCGUGGAAGGCUUUGACUAUGGGAAGCACGGAGCCAAGGCGUGCAAGGCCAAGCUCCACGCCCCACCCAAGGGCUCCCCUUGCAGUAUACCUACUGACCUACACUGGGGCCUCAAAGGAGCCAAGCUAUCUGUGAAGUCCAAGACUGAGGAUGAAGUUGUGUUGCUCGCCAAACCAUUUGCUUAUGCUCCCAAGACCCCUUAUAAGGAGUGCCACAAGCCCAUGCCCACGCCUAAGCCCCAUCCACCUCCCUACUAUUACAAAUCCCCACCUCCACCACCACCCGCUUACUACUACAAAUCCCCACCUCCACCACCCGCUUACUACUACAAAUCCCCACCUCCUCCAGUUUACUACUACAAGUCUCCACCACCACCAUCUUCAUCUCCUCCACCGCCUUAUUACUACAAGUCACCUCCACCACCGGCCCAUCCUACACUUCCACCAUACUACUAUAAAUCACCCCCACCCCCACCGCCAUCUCCCUCUCCCCCACCCCCUUACUACUACAAAUCGCCGCCACCUCCGCCCCCGGUUUAUUAUUACAAGUCGCCACCUCCUCCAGUAUACUACUACAAGUCUCCACCACCACCAUCUUCAUCUCCUCCACCGCCUUAUUACUACAAGUCACCUCCACCACCGGCCCAUCCUACACUUCCACCAUAUUACUAUAAAUCACCCCCACCGCCAUCUCCCUCUCCCCCGCCCCCUUACUACUACAAGUCUCCACCUCCACCUUCACCUUCUCCUCCACCGCCAUAUUAUUACAAAUCUCCACCGCCUCCAUCACUGUCACCCCCUCCACCUUACUAUUACAAGUCUCCACCUCCACCAUCUCCCUCUCCUCCACCACCAUAUUACUAUAAAUCCCCUCCGCCUCCAUCACCAUCACCCCCACCGCCAUAUUACUACAAGUCCCCGCCUCCACCUUCGCCAACUCUGCCAGCCCCUUACUACUACAAGUCUCCUCCACCACCAUCACCAUCUCCUCCACCACCGUACUAUUACAAGUCCCCACCACCACCAUCUCCCUCACCUCCACCACCAUACUACUACAAGUCUCCCCCACCACCAUCACCAUCUCCUCCCCCUCCCUAUUACUACAAGUCUCCACCACCACCAAUGACAUCUCCUCCACCUCCCUAUUACUACAAGUCUCCACCUCCACCAUCGCCAUCACCUCCACCACCUUAUUAUUACAAAUCGCCCCCACCCCCGUCACCAUCUCCUCCUCCACCAUACUACUACAAGUCGCCACCUCCCCCUUCACCAUCUCCUCCCCUAUACCAUUACACAUCACCUCCACCCCCAGCUUACAUCUACACCUCUCCGCCACCUCCAUCGUACCGUUAAGUUCAAAAAGCUUAGCUACCUACCUCCCCCAAUCUUAUAUGCGUUUUUUAAAGAGAAUAAAAGUAUGCUCCAUCGAUGAUAGGGACUACAAACACCAAGUUCCAAGCCAAAGUUCAUUUAAUAAGCACUUCAACACUGCAUUUGGGAGCAUCCAACUUCUUAAAUUAUAUCAAACUCUUUCAACUUCCUUGGUGGCCAUUCUGCACCUUAUGCUUGUUUUAAGUUUAAAUGGGAGUGGGCUGGAACAUAGUAAAAGAAAACAGGAUUAAGAUGUGAUAUUGGAUGUCCACUUACGGCUUGGAAGUGCUUGCUUCUAUUUAUUUCACAUUUUUGUUCUUAUUUUUGGUGGAUUUCUUCAAAUUGGUUGUUGUAUAAAUUAUGUUCUUGAACUUAUAUUUUUUCUGGUCAUUUGUUCGGUCUUGUAUUUUAUUGUCUUUUGUGCACAAAGAUGAUCAACAAUAAAGGAACACAUUUUCUUUCA